This is a messenger RNA of Topomyia yanbarensis, 4187 nucleotides long. RefSeq lists its product as uncharacterized. Gene Ontology annotation, cellular component: extracellular matrix. Gene Ontology annotation, molecular function: cell adhesion molecule binding. The transcript has 6 exons. Gene Ontology annotation, biological process: cell adhesion; extracellular matrix organization. The record is from RefSeq and is a predicted model, not a curated record. Lineage: Eukaryota; Metazoa; Arthropoda; Insecta; Diptera; Culicidae. The coding region runs from base 571 to 2475 and encodes 634 amino acids.
UUCUCUCAUUCAGUCAGCCGCCAUUGAUCGCACCGCACACACCGAAAAAGACCGGUUCUGUUCUCGUGAAGUACGCGCGGAAAAUUUACUCCUUUCUCUGGGCCAAACUUUCCAUGAGUGAUUGCAAAGAAAAAAGUAAAAGUGAGCGUUUGUUGUACUGAAAGUAUCGACAAUUGAUCAAAUAUCAGGAAGUGAUUGAAGACUACGCAGUGUAAAACGGAACAACCGCAGGAACAAUUCAAGAAAAGCUAGUGUUACUCGGUUUGUUGUGAAUUUAUAAGUCUACGAUUGCUACUAGAGGUGUUGCGUCAUUCAAGGGAGAGAGAGAUAACGGAUGCAGUUUUUCCAGCAACUCUCACUGUGCAAAUCGAAACUCAGCUUGAUAACUGGAUGCCGGUGGGUAGCGAAAUCAUAAAUCCCAGCAUAAAGUUACCAGUUGAAAUGAAGAAACCACUUGUGGUGAAAUAGAGACAAAAAUCUGUAAUAAACCUUAUCCAACUAGUGCGGUCUGUGAAACUUGAAAAACUGGCGAGGAAGCUUCAGUGACUACAUAAUUAUUACAACACCAACAUGACAAAAACGAGAGGCCGUGGAAAAAUGGCCCCAGGAAGGCUACUUCCCCUGGUACUGCUGGUGAUGCUGUGCAACGACGUUGGUGCAACAUUGCCACCAACAGAUGAUGAAGUGUCAGCAGCAGUUUUAAACAAGGAUUACGUGGGCAAGAAAAUUUUACCCGAUUUAAGUGAGAUAAAGCUGGAUGCGGUUCCCGAGCCUCAUCGGGGAGCAGCCGAACAAUUCAGAGACCUGUGGGAGGAAUACCUCGACGGGGUUAAAGAUUACGAUGUAGUUAAAGAUAUUCCAUUCACGUUGAUCGUCCCGGAUAGAAUCGAUCGGCUCGCGUUCAAAGACAAUAAGCCACGUGCUCGGGAAUUCCUAAUGGAACACGUCAUACCGGGCGCCUUGAUGGAGAUGAAAGAUCACAACGUGUAUGGUAACAUGAAUCGACAUCCGGUGGGAGUGAAUCUGACCUGCAUCAAUAUGUUGAUGGGAUACGUACUAAGAUACAUGACGAACCAGGAGACGAAGUAUGCCGCCCGGUAUAACGUGAGCGAUUCGCUAACUAUGGUGUUCAUCGAGGGUAAUCUGACAGAGAACAAAGCCAUCAACACCAAUAAGUUGAACAAACGAAAUAUCCAGGAGAAUAAUAGAUACAACGAACCUCAACGGUUGGAAAUGAAGAAUGCCACCAAAGAGUUGGCGGCGGUCAAGGAGAACCGGAUCGGGCAGCAUCUGAUGAACUUUCUGGCCAGUUUAAAAUCCGGUGCCAAGGUCUUCCAGCAUUUUCUGUCGAACAGUAACCUAAGUCAACUUCUGGACGAUAGUUCAUACAUGGUUCUUAUUCCAUCGGAUACGGCCUUUCAGCGGUGGCAUCCGAUCGACUGGGGCUUCUAUCCGUUCAGCGUGCAAGAGUUCACGGAAAGUGUACUGAGAAAUCAUUUCGUUCGAGUGAGGCAACCUCUACGGAUGGCUGAUCUGAGGACAAUGUCCACGGAGCAGAAAUUCAAGACUCUCGGUGGAGAGUAUGUUGUACUUAAAGGCAGGGCUACACCAACCGUAAACAACGCAUCUAUAUUGUAUGACUACACGCUAUCCAACGGAAUCGAAGUAUACAUCAUUUCCGAAGUUCUGUUUGUGUCGGAGGCAGUCGUGUCUCGGUUACAUCAGAUGCAUAAAGACAAGGAAACUCCUCCGUUGCUAGCCUUCCCCUGGUUCGGCGCCCAGUUCCUAUCGCACUCCUUCCUGGCACUGGAACGUGACAAUCGGUUCACUCAGAUCACGCGAUUUCUCAAUACGGCAGAAAUCGCUCAGUACAUAUCCGGUGCCAACUACACCUUCUUCGUGCCUACGGACGAAGCCUUCGAACGAUACAGCUUCGACAUUCUGCCGGAUAGCGUGCUUGCCUCGGAAAAGGGCAUUAAACUGUUGCUCAAUCACUUCAUCAAGGGUCGCCUGUACGAUCGGGAUCUCCGGGAUGGCGAAGUGAUGGACACGAUCGGAGGGUCGCCGGUAAAAAUACACCGGACCUUCGAUAACAACGUGACAGUGAACAACGCCAAAAUCAUCGAAUCGGAAGUGUUUGUCUACAAUUUGGGAACCAUGUUUUACGUGAGCGAUGUUCUCUAUCCAGACAUCCUUAGGGACGAAGUGGCUGUCAUAACGGAAAUGAAAAAUCCCGAUAAAAAUAUGCCACCGGAAGAUACUGGUGACGUUUUUACGACCGAAGGUGUCCCAGCAGAUCGACGUACGUCUUCAACGACCCACCGGACGUAUUUCACGACGAGUGCCGACGUGGAGUUUGUUCCGCUGGAAAUUACCGAGCAAAGCGGCAAAGAUGACGAUUUUUUGCUGCACGACGAUGAAAUUAUCACACCGAAAGCGUUGCCAGUUAAGUACUAUUUUGCGCCGAAAAAGUAAGAUUUUCAGUAAAUGUUUAAGAUUGUUUGGACAAAUAGUGAGGUGAAUGAUAGAAGUUAAGUGCACUAAAACUUUUAGAAUUUUGGUGACUGUAGAUUUUGUUUUGAAAGAAGUAAGACGAGCUAUGGAGAGAUGUUUGAAAUAAGUUUUUUCUAAAGGUGGAAAUGAAAAUUUGGUGUUCGAAAUAGGGCCAACUUUGAACCGAACACAGAACGCGAUUAUUUUUAUCGAGUCAUCCACGAUAUGUAAAACCAAAUUAAGUGCAUUUGUUGCAUUGGAAUAUAAAUAAAUCACGUAGCAUUAGCGAUGAAAAGAAAAGUUUGACAUUUUGUGAUGAUAAGUGACAAUAGGACUUGCUUAUGGUAAGCUAUGAAGCUUUUUGAUGUUCUUCAUGAGAAGACUCAUCUAACAACUGAAACAUUAUGGAAUAACUCUACAGUCUAUAGCUGUCUGACGCUAUACAUGACAAUCGACGAUUUUGGCUCCAUAACUAAAAAUUCAUCGAUCAACUCUACUAGCAUCACAGAGCAAAAUACAGUGGUGAGAGAGUGGGCCGUAUUCUGCGCGGCAUGUGACGUGAGACGACUAAUCUCACCUCACUUCAGGUGACUUUUCUCACCCUAUUCUGAGAGUCGACUCGGGUGAGGUGAGAUUCCCCAAUGCGGUUAAAUGAGCGUCUCACGUCACCCGAAGUGACUCUUCAGAAUCGGGUGAGAAAAGUCACGUAGAGUGAGAUGAAAUUAGUCGUGUCACGUCACACGCCGCGCAGAAUAGGGCCGAGUAUCUAACUUUUUACACAUAAUGGCGGCUUACAUCGUUAUAUUCGUAGUUCGUUAAUCGUUCAGAAUUGAUAAUAGUUAUUUACGUCUCCUUGGAUCGGAAUGUCGGGCGUUCAUUGAGUUAUUUGACGUCUAGGAUACGAACACAUUUGCAGCGUAUGUAGACAUAUACGCAUACGAAAUAAGAAUGUGCGCGGGAGAUUUGCCAUAUGAUUUAACCCCAUUUGUCAAAAAUUCCACCCAAUUUAACCUCAUACUCGCCGUAACACAACUGCACAUGUUUUUUUAUUCAGUGUAUACUUACCGAUUAGUUGUUUACAUCAAUUGCUCCAGCUAUUUUUAAUUUUUGACGAGUUUUGUGAAGUUUAAUCGUUGUUUAUCGACUGGGAAUUUUGUUUUACUGUUAUUAUUGUGCAGUAUAAAGACACUGAAUCCCUCUGGAUAAAGACUCGCCAUCUCUAUCUUUUUCGUAGUUAAAAUCCGUUGUGUCACUGGAGCCGGAAUACGAGCUGGGAUCAGCCAGAAUCCCGGCUUAUUUCCGAUUGUAAUUUACUGGGUCCCGUUAACCAUCUGAUAUCCUUCAGGAAGGUUUAAGGUGUACCAGUGCGAUACGGCUUAGCCGCAUAACCUAGGCACAAAACCGCUAGGACCUACCGGGUAAGAUAGCCGCCAACCCGUCGUCGGAAGCAAGCGAACCUGUGAUCCUGUAAACACAAAUGAACACUCCGGAUGAACCUUUCGUUAAUUGACAUGUCGAUGACUUUUGAUUCGAGUCAAUAAUAGGUACCCCAUUUUCCACCGAAUGCAGAGCCAUCUAUAUUUCAUUGUCUGCAUUCUCAGAUCGGCACGCAUUCCCGGUCAAACCAUUCGGAAUUUGAUUCGGAAUCCUGAAUGGAGUCAUGGAUUCCAAAUCAAAUGCAACAACUGAUUCCG